This is a messenger RNA of Sphaerodactylus townsendi, 1127 nucleotides long. It is a transcript of the gene LG17H15orf40, whose product is annotated as linkage group 17 C15orf40 homolog. The record is from RefSeq and is a predicted model, not a curated record. The coding region runs from base 28 to 477 and encodes 149 amino acids. NCBI's taxonomy places the organism in Eukaryota, Metazoa, Chordata, Lepidosauria, Squamata, Sphaerodactylidae. Gene Ontology annotation, cellular component: cytoplasm. The transcript is spliced from 4 exons.
AAUUGCGCUGCAUUUGCGAAAGGGGCGAUGCUAGGUUUGACCCGUUUUGCUUCCCGUCGGAGUCCCUGUUUGUGUCAGCUUCUUCGGGGUUCUGCGAGGGAACGAUUUGGGGACACCAUGCCCCGGAAGGGGAAAGCUGAGAGUAAGGAUGCAGCAACGUCUCAUGUUCCUUCAAGCCCUGUGGCAACUGAUAAAACUGGCUGUAUUACCAUUGCUGUUCAUGCCAAACCUGGAUCUAAACAAAAUGCUGUAACAGAUGUGACAACAGAAGCAGUGGCCGUAGCAAUUGCCGCACCUCCAUCCGAAGGGGAGGCCAAUGCAGAGCUGUGUCGCUAUCUUGCAAAGGUCCUUGAAGUUAAGAAAAGCGAGGUGGUGUUGGAAAAGGGUGCUAAAUCACGAGAAAAAGUAGUGAAGAUUCUGGCACCCGUGACUCCCGAGGCAGUCUUGGAGCAGCUGAGAAAAGAAGCGGGGAGCUGAGACCAUCCAGGAACGCUGAUGAACAUGUCGUGUUUUAGUGAGUCCUUUCACUGGAUGUGGCAAAAAGAGGAAGUCAGCGCACACAACAAUGGGCAGCAGGAGAACAUUUAACUCCUUUCAGAGGCUGUAAGGCAUUAUAUGCCAUUAAAGGUUGAAUUGAAUUGACUGUAAGGCAUAUGGCAAGCGCGGGUAAUGUAUGCAUACUGUAGGUUCAUUUAGAAUAAUCUCAGAAAGGUGCUGUGACCUGAAAACUCUUCACCAGCCUUCAUGUUGUGAUGUUACUUGUAUCAGUGAUUGGGAUCCUGUCAAAAUAGCAAAUCUAGCCUGAAAAUAUUUUUGGUGGCAGGUGUCAUGAGAGGCAUUAUUACCCCUUGGCCUCUUGGCCCAUUUUUGCACUGUUUCAAUAACCUACCCAAUACUUGUUUGACUGCAACGGCAAAACACAAAGAGCAACUUAUCCCCCAAGCAGCAAUGAUUCCUCUUUGAUACCACUGUCAACAGAAUCAACUGAGUGUCGUCACACUUGGUAUCUAGACAAUUUUCCUGUUUGUAACAGUUUUUUCCCUCCACAGAGACUGAAAGUUAUACUCAUAUUCCAGCUCAUGGUUCCUUGGUAUGCAUGAAUAAAUCACAGAGUGCAGAUAGUCUGA